AUGACCCUUCCACCCACAACGAUUGAACCCAACUCUGCCCCAAACACAUCAGGACCAAUCGCAGAACUCGUUCCUCUUCUCUUACAACAAGGCACACAACUAAUCAAAGUCAGCGAGUCAAAACAAAAGAAGGUUUUAUUUCGCAUCGACCCAGAGACAGCCGAAAUUCGCUACGAAUCGAGAAAGUAUGGCGUUGUCCCAGUCGAGAGUAUCAAGGAGAUCAGAACGGGUACUGAUGCGCAGCAUUAUUGUGAGCAUUUGGGUUUUCCGACUGAACUAGACAGGUGGAUCACCAUAGUCUACGUCGUCAAUAGUGUUUAUAAGACAUUGCACAUCUUGGCGCCAACCAAGGACGUCUUCAUACUGUUCGAAUCCACCAUACGAAAGCUCCAUUCCAUCCGGAUCGGUCUCAUGAACAACAUGGGCAAUAGUCAGAUGCGGCAAACUAUCUGGGAGCGACAAUACUUCAAGCUUGCUGCUAGUAAAGACGCAGUCAGCGACUCAAUCAGCUUCGAUGAGCUUGAAACUCUUUGCAUUCGUCUCAAUGCGCACGUCGAUCUGGAACAGCUACUCAAGAAAGUUGUUUCCGAUAAGUCAAAAUGCUUGAACUUCCAGCAGUUCCAGCAAUUUGUCGGUCUACUUAGAAGUCGGCCUGAUAUCGAAGCUCUCCACGCAAAAAUCUGCGGCGGCCUUCCAUUCAACUUGACCGUAUUCGAGCAUUUCAUGAAAACCACACAGCAGUCGGGUCUUGAUAGCGAGCAGCUUAGGACCUUAUUCCACAAGUAUGCUGGCUCUUCAUCUAUUCAACACGACACCGCUUCCACGACGACUGCAAAAGCUAUGAGCGUUGAGGACUUGACUUCCUUUCUGAUGUCUGAAGACUGUUCCGCAAUCAAGCCUGCAUCCAAUGAUAUGAACUUUCCGCUUUCAGAUUAUUGGAUCUCGACGAGCCAUAACACGUAUCUAGUCGGCAAUCAGCUUAUUGGAACAAGCACCGUUGAAGGGUAUAUUCGAGCUUUGCUUUGCGCUUGCCGUAGUGUCGAGUUGGAUAUAUAUGACGGUCCCCAAGGUCCCGUUGUAUACCACGGCCGCACAUUCACAUCACGUGUGGCCGUUUCUGACAUUUGCACUGCCAUUGCAAACUGUGAAGUUCAUUGCGGCAUCGAACAACAAGAUGCACUAGUCGAUAUCAUGAUCAAGGCCUUUGGAGCGUCCUUGGUGAGGGUGCGUGACGAAGAACAUGCCAAGAUCACUACUCUGCCUAGUCCAGAGGAAUUGAAAGGUCGCAUAAUGGUCAAGACCAAGAAUCUGUUACUCUCACAAGGCCUCGAGUCCAUCGCAGCUCACAAAAAAGCUGCCAAGGCUGCCGCUGCGAAAGCAGCUCAUCUGGAAGUCGAGUCAACGGACGAGUCGUCGGAAGAGGAAUCAGAUGCGCGUCUCGAUAUCGGAGAGCAAAUCAGUGAACUGAAAUCGAAGUGGCGAAAAUUCCGUGGUGGCGGUGAAUCGUCAACUGCCAGUGAUUCCUCGUCAAAACCCAAGGCUCCGAUGUCACUAAGAUUGGCUUCCCUGCUCGUCUAUACGGUCGGAGUCAAAUAUCGUGGGGUGGACAAGGUGGACGAGUAUGCUCCCGAGCAAAUCUUUUCACUGUCUGAGAGGAAGGCUGGCAAAUUCAUCGAAGGCGGUAACGAGCUAGAAAAUCUCAUUCGUCACACCCAAUCCCAUGUCGUUCGCAUCUACCCACGAGGAACCCGAGUCAACUCGACCAACUACAUCCCCAUACCAUUCUGGGCCGCUGGAUGCCAGCUAGUAGCAUUGAACAUCCAGACCGUUGAUUUGGGCUAUCGAAUAAACCAGGCGAUGUUCAUGCGGUGCGGGCCGCAAGGAUAUGUUUUGAAACCGCCGGCGCUACGAGACACCACAUUCAAGUUGUUACAAAAACGGACUCAAGCAUUCUUCGAUGUCACUAUCAUUUCUGCGCAACAGUUACCAUUGCCCAGGGACUCUUGGGGACGCGAAAUCGUUGGCAGGUCGUCCCUUAUCGAUCCUUUUGUGGAAGUCAUACUUCAUAUCCCUUCCUGGUCGGAAAAGCCAUUCCUCCCCAAAGACACCUCGUACAGGCACACGAUACCUUCUGACAACAACGGCUCGACGGCUGCCCGCAAGAUUUCCUUCGCCACAGAGGUCGUGAAGGACAACGGAUUCAACCCAGUAUUCGAUACGAAACUGUCUUUACCCUUUGAUUUUAUCGGGGGAAUGAAGGAACUUAUUUUUGUGGAGUUUCUGGUGAAACAAGAGAUGAAGCCAGAUGCCGAACCUCUCGCAAGCUAUAUUGCUCCUCUUGCAAGCCUUGAGCAAGGUUUCAGGCAUCUUCAACUACACGAUUCUCAGCUUUGCCCCCAUUUAUUUUCGACUUUGUUCGUGAACAUCAAUAUGGGACUUAGCCCAUCAAAAUCUCGAGCGCGUGCAUAUCCACUCGUUCAACCCGGCUAUAAUGUUCCACAGGGCCAAAACCCAAAUCUUUACCUGCCCGCACACCUACAACCACCAAAAUCCACGUCUAAGAAGAAGAAGAAGAACAAGGCUCGGAAGGGAUCUGACCAGGCAGAACUGACGGCAGCCUAUGUCAGAGGCUGGCACGCUGCCUCAAAGGGAAUGGGUCCUCGCGGGCCUACUGUAGAAGUAGAAACCACUGCGAUGGCAAGCCAAGCCGAAACGACUUCAUCUCCCGUCACACCCGUCGCACCUCGACAAGCUGGGGUACAUGAUAGUGCAAACAUCGCAGACGUUUUGCAACAACUCCCUCCCCCGAAUCCCAGCGCUUUUGGGCCUCCAGUAACUGACGAUAGUCAACGACAUUUUGCACCACUUUCGAACCCACUACCGACGCCCCCACGUGAUUUAUACGAGCUAUCUCCUUACAAUGCUUUAUUGAACCUGCCACAGACUACGGCGUUGCUUACGAGCAACUAUGCCCAGUUGGGUAGCGUUCCUCCGCCAAACAUCGAUCGACGGGAUGUAGGGCGUCGAACUUUAUUCUCAUCCUUUGGACGAAAGAAAGAAGAAGAAGUUCGUUUUGUCCCCGUUUUUAUCAACGCCGUCAAUCCAGCAGAGAUGCCCACCACCACCACCACCACUACCCCCGCAGUCACACCUGCACUUCACACUGUCCCACAACAAACAGCAGAGGCUCCUCCCAUCCGCUUUUCUGGGAAUUCAUAUGAAUUUGCUGGCCUUCUCAACUACUCGCCACAUCGUGUCGUUUAUGGCGGUCGAGAGUAUCCAACGGCAAUGCACCUACACGAAGCCAUGAAAUUUCUACCGGACAAUCUUGCUCUCGCCGAGCGAAUUCGGCAUUGUCCAGACGUAACACAAGUUUACGCAGUCAGCCAGGACCUUGUAGAUCAGUUCGGCGAGGCAGCAGUGCGAUCUGACUGGGCGGACAACUACAUCUCCCUCAUGUACUCCGCCGUGCUGGCCAAAUUUCAGCAACACGCAAACCUGAGAGAUAUGUUACUCAAGACAAAGCCAUCCGAAUUGAUAUAUGCAGACGAACAAGACACGUUUUGGGGUGAGGGUACACCAGCGCAGCCUGGCCAGAACCAGUUGGGAAAGCUUUUGGAGAGAGUGAGAGAUAGUUUAGGCACUGAAGGUGGCCUAUAG
Molecule: messenger RNA, 3660 nt
Organism: Mycena indigotica
Lineage: Eukaryota; Fungi; Basidiomycota; Agaricomycetes; Agaricales; Mycenaceae
Product: Phosphoinositide phospholipase C
Exons: 13
Coding region: 1-3660 (1219 amino acids)
Biological process (GO): lipid metabolic process; phosphatidylinositol-mediated signaling
Molecular function (GO): phosphatidylinositol-4,5-bisphosphate phospholipase C activity
Source: RefSeq, a predicted model, not a curated record